AAACGCUAUUGCCAUUUGGAUAUGCAUUCUUGCAUUCUUGGAUUGCGAUAUGAACGGCAUGUAUGAGAAUCGCCGCAUUUGGACAACAAAUAACGGAUACGUGCAAAAUCAUGUGCGGCCAAUUACAGGCAAUCUCAGCAUACAGAGUACCGACUCAGCGCCAGACAACGCGUCAUAUUUGCCUGGCGUUCAUGGGUCUAACAGCGCGCUAAGCAAACGUCCGCCCCAUAAUUCCACCUUCGUCGGCGUUCAAUCGAAAUUUCGACGGAAAUAUUACCACAAGACCUUGAUUGGUGUGCUCAUACUAUUGAUAAUCAUUUUACUCAUUACAUUAAUAAUCGUAUGUUUAAGUCGUCGCACGCACACGGAAGUGUGUCGCAGCAAAGAGUGCCUACGCACAGCGGCGGCGCUCAUCUACUCAAUGGACGAAGAGACUGAUCCCUGUGAGGACUUUUACAAAUUCACCUGUGGCCAUUGGGCGGACGAUCAUCCCAAACCCGAUUCGACCACAUCAAAUGACUGGUUUCGUGAGCGACAAGCGAAAAUUAUGCGCACUCUACGCACCUUCCUGCAAGCGAACAUCAGCGAUGAGGAGCCGGCCGCUGUGGGGAAAGCGAAAACAAUGUAUCGAGCCUGCCUGAACUCGGAGCUAUUAGAUAAACGUGAACUCGAACCACUAAUAGGCUACCUGAGAAAAUUUGAGCUGCCACUAGUGCCGAGCAAUUUCAAUGUGUCGCUAUCGGCGGAGAUGAAGCGAAAGUAUGGCGAAGAUGGUGAGUUCAAUUGGUUGCGUAGCUUGGUGCUCAUCAAAAAGAAUUUAGGCAUGGAUUUGGUGGUGGGUUUCGAUAUUUUUGCCGAUCCGGUAAAUCGUACAGUUAAUCGCAUCGCAUUGGGCACACCUGAAACUGAUUCCGCGCUCCCAUUCAACAAAGAUGAUAUGCACAAGUUAUUGAACAAAAUCAAACGAAAAGUGAUAGCCAAUCAUGAUGAGAAUGAUGAGGAUGGCGAAGAAUUGGAGGACGAGAUGGAAGAGGCGGAGAAACACACUUCCUCUGGUUUAUUGGCUUAUGUGGAGUACAUCAAGAAAAUGCUUGAACUCUACUUACUGUAUGUAAAUCCAGAUGCGGAGGUAGAAUCCAGUGAGGAAGCAAUUGCGGAAGCGGCCUUGCAAGUUGUUAAAUUCGCGAAGAAGAUGUAUAGGCUAAAAGACAAUGCAGAAAAUACUACCAAAACUUUGAUGAAUCCCAUGGAGGACAUCGUUUACAUAUCUGUCGACGAUCUGCAGAAUCUAACAGACAGCCUAAUAGCACCCAACACCGUACUCAACUGGACGCAAUACUUGCUGCUGAUGAUGCAGGAGGCAAAUCACUCACAACGAUUCAAUCUCUCCGAGUUAACAAUCAUUACCAGCCACGCAGACAUCGUAUACCUGCAAAGCAUAUCGGAAUAUUUAUUAGACGCCCCACCAACCCAAAUCGAACUCUAUAUUUGGCUAAGUGUUGUCGAGGAGCUAAUAUUGCACACCACCAGCGACAUGCGUCUGCUACACUACGAAUAUAUGCGAGUGAUUGUUGGCACCGAGGGCAGUUCACCGCGCUCCCUCUAUUGUGCGCAUGGCGUAAACAGUCUUUUGGGUAUGGCCGUUAGCUAUGUACUGGCCGAUGACGAAUUCACACGUCACAAGUUGCCCAAAGUGGAGCGUAUGCUGAGCGAUAUACGGCAUGCAUUUGAUACGUUAGUGCGUCGCACCUCGUGGAUGGAUGAGGAGACCAAGCGUGAAACGUUGCAAAAGUCAGCUUCCAUGAAUAGUUUUAUUGGCUUUCCGGAAUGGUUGCGCAAUGCAACGGCACUGGACGAGCACUAUGCCGGUGUGCAGGUGAACGAGAGCACACACCUGGAGAACAUGAUUGGAGUGCUGCGUUGGGAAAUGCAAGAAAAAUUGGAUAAUUUCUACCGACCUGAGCCACUCGGUUGGGCCACAUCGCCAUCAAAUGUCAAUGCCUUUCACACUUUUCAACAUAAUACGAUAACUAUUCCCAUUGCCAUAUUGCAAUAUCCUUUCUAUGACCUCGGCAUGGAAGCGUUGAACUAUGGCUCCGUCGGCACCAUAUUGGGACACGAGCUAACACAUGGUUUCGAUGACAGUGGCCGAAUGUUCGACAAGAAUGGCAACAUGGUGCAGUGGUGGUCAAAUGAGACAAUCAAGGAAUACAUAAACCGUACGGAAUGUUUCGUAGAUCAAUACAGCCAUUAUUAUCUGCCCGACAUUGGGGAAUAUAUCGAUGGCGAAUUAACACUGGGCGAAAAUAUUGCCGAUAAUGGGGGCAUGAGGGAGGCUUUUCACGCUUAUCGCAAGUACGUAAAGGAAAUGGGGGCUGAAUCGACAAAAUUACCAGGAUUGGAGAAAUAUUCAAAUGAGCAGCUUUUCUUUAUUUCCUUCGGUAAUUUGUGGUGUGAAACAUAUACACCGGCGGCAUCACGUUAUGCGCUCGAAGAUUCACACUGUCCGGGUAAAAUACGGCUGAAGGGUGUGCUAUCUAAUUCGGAAGAGUUUGCGCAGACUUUUAAGUGCAAGCGGGGCACAGGCAUGAAUCCUGACCAAAAAAAGUGUCGCAUUUGGUGAAUGGAAGAAGAAAUCUACAAAGGAAAUAAGUAAUUUAGUAUUAAGAAAACUUGAAAAUUUUAUAAAGUAAAGAAAACCAUUAAAGUAAAAGUGAUUAAAAACACCUUACGUGGUAAAAAAAAAACGUAAUAUCUAGGGCUACAAAAACGAUUUUUAUCUAAAACGCCGCUUUUUUUUAGAGUUUCGUUUUUACUUACCAAUACCGAACCGAAAACCACAUCAAAAACUGUUAACAUGGUUGUUUUUUUUUUGGCAACUCCGUGAGGUGUACUUUUUUAUUGUAAUCCAGAAUCACAUCUAUUGUUGUCUUAAGCAGUUUGGUCAUAAUUCUAAAAUUGAAAACAAGUAAUUUUUAAGCAAAAAACAAAACUGACUUCAAAUCUCAUAUAAAAAUUUAGGAGUACCGGUAAUUUUUUCAUGAUCCAAUGAUCGCAUCUAAACCAGUUUAGUAAGGGACCGCCUCUGAGAUACUACCUUUCCGAUGCGAAGAGAAUUUUCGAAAUCGGUUGACGUGGUCCAAAGUUAUGCGGUAACAUACUUAAAAAAAAAUAUUCCUUUUUUUGAAGUCGGUUAAUUAUUUAUGCAGCAACAAAAAUUAGGUCAAUUCUAAUAUUCAGUAAGUCAGCCUCAUCUGAAGUCACCAAAUUCGAGAUUAUUAUUAGUGACAAUUUUUUUGACUUGAGACGGUUUGGGUCAGCCAGGAAAAAAUCCGAAAAUGGACCGUUUUCCUAUUACAUUUUAAGAUACUUAGACGAUUCGUUUUUCUACUAAAGUAUGCGGCAGAAACUUUUGUAUGUACAGAAAAGUACCGAAAAUUUUGUUAAAACGGAUAAUUUUUUGGCUGUUUUUCUGAUCGAAUUUUUUCGUUCAAUUCAAUUCAGGGAUAGUCAGCUGUACAUCUAUGUAUGUCAUUUUUCUCGCGGUGCCACAGUGGCCGAGCUAGCAAAGUACCAGCGUGCCAUUGGGGAGGUCCGGGGUUCAAGUAUUCGGCCAACGGACUUUUUCGUUUUUUUUUCGCAGUUUAAUAUAUUUAUAUUCUUUUAAAUAUACCCUGCAGGGAGUGAAAUUGAGACCUGAAUACCCCCGCAUUACCUUUCCACUAACUUGUAACUAUGUAACUACUUUUGGACAUAAAAUAUCAAUAAAAUUUUUUU
Rhagoletis pomonella (apple maggot) is the source of this 3777-nucleotide messenger RNA. It is a transcript of the gene Nep5, whose product is annotated as neprilysin-4. Lineage: Eukaryota; Metazoa; Arthropoda; Insecta; Diptera; Tephritidae. Bases 50 to 2623 code for a protein of 857 amino acids. The transcript is spliced from 9 exons. The record is from RefSeq and is a predicted model, not a curated record. Gene Ontology annotation, molecular function: metalloendopeptidase activity. Gene Ontology annotation, cellular component: plasma membrane. Gene Ontology annotation, biological process: protein processing.